Messenger RNA from Scutellospora calospora, 586 nucleotides. The record is from the annotation of a GenBank genome assembly. Lineage: Eukaryota; Fungi; Glomeromycota; Glomeromycetes; Diversisporales; Gigasporaceae.
AGAAUUCGUGAAUUCAAUGAAUGGCAUCAGUGUUUAAUUUUAAAUACUCUAAUUAGAUAUAAGCCAAAUGAUGAAGAUGAACUAUAUGAUAUUAUGAACCUUUUGGACGACAGACUCAAGCAUCAUAACAGUGGUGUACAAUUAGCUACGAUAAAGUUAUUUAUAUGUUUAACUAUAAACAUUCCAGAAAUUCAUGAGGAUUUAUACAAGAGAGUUAGAGGCAAUCCAGAAAUUGCGUAUUCCUGUUUAGAACAUUUAAUCUUAUUGGUGAAAUCUGCACCUCAAUUAUUUCGAUCAGAUUAUAAACAAUUUUAUCGAAGGAUAAAAGAACCAUCAUUUGUCACUUUAAAAAAAUUAGAAUUGCUUCAAGAAGUUGCUAUAGAUAACAACGCUAAAGAAAUUGUCGAUGAAAUUAGUUGUUAUAUUACUAGUGAUGAUGGAGCCAUUGCAAAUAAAUCAAUACAAACAAUCUCUAAUAUUGCUAUACGCAUUAGAAGCAUAUUGGCUUACUCCCUUGAAAUUUUCAUAAAGUUAUUGGAAACUGGCAGAGAUAAUAUUGUGUCGGGUAUUAUUACGAUACUUGAAG